Bufo gargarizans (Asiatic toad) is the source of this 914-nucleotide messenger RNA. RefSeq names its product transcription factor 15-like. The coding region runs from base 131 to 712 and encodes 193 amino acids. Lineage: Eukaryota; Metazoa; Chordata; Amphibia; Anura; Bufonidae. The record is from RefSeq and is a predicted model, not a curated record. The transcript is spliced from 2 exons. Gene Ontology annotation, biological process: regulation of transcription by RNA polymerase II; developmental process. Gene Ontology annotation, molecular function: RNA polymerase II transcription regulatory region sequence-specific DNA binding; DNA-binding transcription factor activity, RNA polymerase II-specific; protein dimerization activity.
CCUUUAGAAGCGACCACAUGCUCAGUCUAAAUGGAGCAACCAUUCAAAAAAUGACUUGCUGAGGUGUCAGUGGAUCAAGUGGAGUUGCUUGCUACCAACAGGUGCUCCUUGCCUGCAGUGCAUAAAAGUGAUGGGAGCCCGGGGGAUGGUGUUGCUCAUGAGGAAAGAGGCACAGGCUACAGGCGUAGACUGCAGGACCAUGAAGUGUGUGAGUGGUGGUAUUGGGCAACAUGUAGACUGCAGUGGUGGUUUACUAUCUGAUGCUGAAGAUCUGGAGAGUGCAAGUGACAGUUCAGAAAAAUCUCUUGGUGGAGGAGAUGAUGGAGGUUACAGUAGCCCAUCUGGGGACAACAGAGGAAAAAGGAAGAGGAAGAGUAAAUUGUCUGGCGUCAACAAGCAAAGACAAGCUGCCAAUGCACGGGAGAGAGACAGAACACACAGUGUGAAUACAGCCUUCACUGCUCUUAGGACACUAAUCCCCACGGAGCCUGCAGAUCGCAGGCUAUCCAAAAUAGAAACCCUGAGGCUUGCUUCUAGUUACAUUUCUCAUCUUGCCAACAUUUUAUUACUGGAAGAGGACAGCAUAGAUGGCCAGCCAUGUCUACACUACAGAACUUCUGUGACCAGUACAGCUCCCAAACCUAUCUGCACUUUUUGCCUCAGCAAUCAAAGAAAAAUCCACAGGGAAGGGGAGAAGCACUUGUCUAUUUAAGGUGCAUGUGGACAUUCACUCAGAGGAGCAGCUUGCACAAUACUUGCACUGAAUAUAGACCGGUUCUAAAUAUACCUACUUGAUACUCUAUGUUUACAUGGAACAUUUGUAAUUAUGCAGCUUAGGGUACUUUCCCACUUGCGUUUUUCUUUUCCGGCACUGAGUUCCGUCAAAAGGGCUUGAUGCCGGAAAAGAACUGAUC